AAUAUACUCGCUAUCGUCAACUUCGAUAGGCUCUUUAUAUUCGUAUUGCCUAGACAGGAGGGCUCUACGUACGAUAGUAUAGUAUUCGACGAUACGGUAGAGAGAUACGGCUUCGGUACGCCUAAAGGGAAAUAUUAUCUCGCUAAUACCGGUUAUAGGUAUACUAAUAUAAUACUCGUGCUAUAUCGUAGCGUACGCUAUUACCUUCGUAAGUAA
Messenger RNA from Pseudocercospora fijiensis CIRAD86, 216 nucleotides. RefSeq lists its product as uncharacterized. The transcript has a single exon. The annotation marks the transcript as partial. The record is from RefSeq and is a predicted model, not a curated record. Lineage: Eukaryota; Fungi; Ascomycota; Dothideomycetes; Mycosphaerellales; Mycosphaerellaceae.